ACCUGCCUCCUUCUCCUCCCUGGGCUGGGCUGGACUGCACACCCACAGGCGGCAGAGGACCAAAGGAGGGCCGCCGGUCGAUCGAGGAUGGGCAACUGCCAGGCGGCGGAGGCGGCGACGGUGGUGAUGGUGCAGCACCCGGGCGGCCGCGUCGAGCGCCUCUACUGGGCCACCAGCGCCGCCGAGGUCAUGCGCGCCAACCCGGGCCACUACGUAGCGCUCGUCACGCACCGCGCGGAUGCCGACGACGAGAAGCGGUCCCAGCAGCAGCAGCACAGGCGCGCCACGCGGGUGAAGCUGCUCAAGCCCCGGGACACGCUGGUGCUCGGCCAGGCGUACCGCCUCAUCACCGUCGCCGAGGUCACCAAGGCGCUGCAGGCCAAGAAGGAGGAAAAGACGCGGAGGGCGCAGCAGCAGCUGCAGCACGUGGUGGUAGUUCAGCGGAAGCACGCCGGCGGGAGGACGGGCUCCGGAGACGACGACGACGACUGCCUUGACCAGGAGAAGGACGGCGCCGGCCAACCACGGAGCGGCAGCGGCAGCGGCUCGAGCUCGGCAGCGGCGCACUCUGGCGCGAGGCAGCAUCGCCAUUGGCGCCCUUCUCUCCACAGCAUCGCCGAAGUCAGCAGCUGAUGUGACGAGUCCUUGGCCGGUGGGUGAAUAUAUGGGCUGGCUGCUGCAUCUGUCCCUAGAGUCGGAUGAUGAGACGAUCGGCCGGUCUGGGCGCCUCAGACUCUCAGUACAAAACAGACGAUUAAGUAGUCCCACAGGGCCCCUAGUUAGAAUCAGCCCAUGUAAUAUAAGAAGUGACAGAUCGGUUGGGAGCUGGGACACACUAAGGUAAUGAUGUUUGGUUCACGUGUUGUUAUGGGAAACGGUAACGAGAUCUCUUACGAGUGGUAAUGUUUAUAAGGCAACCGUUGAGCAUCAAAA
Messenger RNA from Zea mays, 933 nucleotides. RefSeq lists its product as uncharacterized. Lineage: Eukaryota; Viridiplantae; Streptophyta; Magnoliopsida; Poales; Poaceae. The record is from RefSeq and is marked validated. The transcript is spliced from 2 exons. Bases 88 to 633 code for a protein of 181 amino acids.